UAUCAAAUAGUGAUACCUAAUCAAUCCUCUUUAAUCUUUGAAAUAAAACUGAAUAAUUGAGUUGCUUUUGGUUGAGCCAAUGGGCUUGACAAAUUUAAAAGGAUUUAGAGGCCCAAUAUUGAAAACAGCAACAGAACAAGCCCACACGUGAAAAACCCUAGAAUCGAAAUUCAGAGUCAUCUUCUUCGAACGCCUUUGUUUGGUUUAGCGAUUUGCGAGCAGCGAAUUUCUUGAAUCCAAGCUCCAAACAUGGCGAAAACCAAUCGCACAGUGUUGCAAUUCUCUUCAUCUUCUUCGUCUUCUCAGAGCUUAUCCGCUAAGGUUCACCCUCUUGUUGUCUUCAACAUCUGCGACUGCUACGUUCGUCGCCCUGAUCAAGCCGAACGCGUCAUUGGUACGCUUCUCGGAUCUGUUCUUCCUGAUGGAACCGUUGAUAUCCGUAAUUCAUAUGCUGUUCCUCACAGUGAGUCUCUCGAUCAGGUUGCGUUGGACAUAGAGUACCAUCAUAAUAUGUUAUUGUCCCACCAAAAAGUGAAUCAAAAGGAAGUCAUAGUUGGAUGGUAUUCAACUGGACAUGGAGUAAACGGUGGAAGUGCAUUGAUCCAUGAAUUUUAUUCUCGAGAAGUACCCAAUCCCAUACAUUUGACUGUUGACACAGGAUUCACAACUGGAGGAGGUACCAUAAAAGCUCAUGUGUCAAACAAUUUAACUCUUGGAGAUAGGCAAAUUGCUGCACAGUUUCAUGAAAUUCCAUUGGAUCUUCGUAUGGUUGAAGCUGAGCGAGUUGGAUUUGAUAUCCUAAAGGCAACCACCGUUGACAAAAUUCCCUCUGAUUUAGAAGGCAUGGAAGCAUCAAUGGAACAUCUGCUAGCUUUGAUUGAUGACAUCUCCAAAUAUGUUGACGAUGUUGUGGAAGGGCGAGUCGCACCAGACAACAAAAUUGGGAAGUUUAUUUCAGAUGCAGUAGGUUCUCUUCCCAAAUUGCCGCCAUCAGAUUUUGAUAAGCUUAUCAAUGACAGCUUGCAGGAUAACUUGCUCAUGCUAUAUUUAUCUAGCAUCACAAGAACUCAACUUAGCUUGGCCGAAAAACUGAACACAGCUGCUCAGAUUUUGUAAUUCUGACUGUCUUUGAGUGAAGGCAAUUUUUCCCUGAUAAAGGUUUCCUUGUCAUAUUUCCAGAAACUUGUAGUAUCAGCAUUUUAUACUUGAGCUUUACUUCUUUUUUUUUUUUUGUUGUAUUUUGUUGUAUUUUGUGCAUGUCAAUGCAUAGGUUGUUUUCUUCUAUAUCUCGUAAAAGGUUGCAGUGUAGCAUUCACUUGUGUAAUUUUUUGUUAUAUCUGAAAGAAAAUGAGCAAAUCCUUUCUUCUAUUA
This is a messenger RNA of Trifolium pratense (red clover), 1371 nucleotides long. Its product is annotated as eukaryotic translation initiation factor 3 subunit F-like. Bases 250 to 1116 code for a protein of 288 amino acids. Gene Ontology annotation, biological process: translational initiation. The transcript is spliced from 6 exons. Gene Ontology annotation, cellular component: eukaryotic translation initiation factor 3 complex, eIF3m. Lineage: Eukaryota; Viridiplantae; Streptophyta; Magnoliopsida; Fabales; Fabaceae. The record is from RefSeq and is a predicted model, not a curated record. Gene Ontology annotation, molecular function: metallopeptidase activity; translation initiation factor binding; translation initiation factor activity.